UAGAACUUCAGAAACGACAACUGAAAGAAAUAGAAGAAAAGUUUUUGUUCCUUUUUUUGUUUUUCUCUCUAGCAUUCAUUCUGUGGCCUUGAUGACUCCAGUGAGCCAAGACAUCGGGAUCGAAAAAGAGCUUGUGGAGUGAACGCAUAAGAGUUACUGCAGCUCAGCCCCCUCAUCCAAAGACAAAGCCCUUCAAAGUCAACCCCUUCAAGCAGUGAAUGAAUGUUGACUGGACACAGCUUUAAACUGAUGAAUUUUGUUCAUGAAACUGUACAUGCCACUUUUCAAACUGUAAGAUGGAAAUUGCAAGUGGGGAUUUUAUAUUGAUAAGCAACGUUUUUACACCAGACUACAUCACAUUUCAGAUAAGGAUACACCCUUCAUAAACAUGAAAAAACAAAACAAUGGACUGAAUAAAGAAAAAUUAAGUGCAAUUACAAGGGAUGAAGGGAAUGAGCAAUGGUCUACCAAGAGAAGUCCCGGCAUUGGUCUCCAUCUGCAUGCUUCUGACCAAUGUGCUUUGCAGUUUUACUACUGGACACAAACUCUCUGAAAUCUGUAUAUAUUUAUCAAUAGCUAGCUAAAUGUUAACACUGAAGUCUAGAGAAAUUAUUUGAAGAGGACUCCAGGAAUCAAAAAUGAAAUUCACAUUUCACACCCCCCAGUUAGCAAAUUUUCAGUCAUGCAGGUGCCUCUGGACUUAGUUCCUGGAAAGCCAAGCCAAGACUCUGGUAGAAACAGAGAGGUUGGUAAGCAGGUUGGUCUUUGCUGCUUUCAGGAGCAGCCAGCCACAGAGAAAGACCUUGGACCCCCUGGCCUUCAUAAAUGUUGUCAAUCAGAGUUUGUCAUGACUAUGCAAGGGCUAUGUCAGUGAUUCGAGGGGAAGUCUCUUCAGAGCCAGGGAAAAUGUCCAAGAAGGCAUCACUGGAGCAUUGGACUAGAGGAGGUGGAAAGGAGACAAUUUAUAAAAAUGUUCUAUUACAUUUAUGCCUCCCUCAGGACUCAAGUCAGAUUUGAAGGGGGGAGGGUGGAGAGUUGCAUCAGAGGUUGAGUUACAGAAUAAAAUGGUCAGGUGAGGAGAUGUGGCAAAGAAUUAAAUAUUUAACUAAAUGUUUAUGAGAAAAAGAUAGCUUUUUGGCUGCAGUGCAAUUCAUUCUAUCAUAAUUAAACUCAAAUCAAUAAAACAUCUAUUAAUCAAGACAACGGAUAUACAAGCAUGAAAAAUGAAACCAUUCCUGUCUUCAAGGAGCUUACAGUCCGAUAGUGUGGAUAUAUGUACAUGGUGUCAAAUGUAGAAAGAGAAGAGAUGAAGGCCAAGGACAGAACUUUAAAGAACAGAUUUAGAGGUUAAGAGGGAGCAUAUUAUAAAUAUCUCAAAAUUAAGCCUCAUGUUGCUCAUUGAAGGCUAGAAAGUAGCCUCAAGAGAUACUGUGAAUGCAUUUGGAUGUCUUAAAGUAGUUGAAAGCUUCAGAAGAAGAAUUGUGUUGUGGAUGAAUAUGAGAAGGUAGAAAAAGACAAGUGCAGGAAAGCAUUCUCAGAGAAUAUUUUUCUUCUAGCACUACUGGUGAGGGUAGGAAAGGCAGUGAUAGCAAAGGAAACACAUGAGACAAUGGGAAACAUUUUCCAAGUGAAGAGUUAGUAAAGUCAGAUGUUAGGAGGUUCAGGGAACAGUCUCUGAUGGGGAUCAACCACAUUUUGAACCUUGGCCCUAUUUUGUGUGAUAUUGGGCACCUUGCUUCACCUUUCUGGGCUUCAGCUUCCUCUUCUAUAAAAUGCUGGUGGUGGAAGAACUCGAGAUGAUCUCCACAAUCCUUUAAAUGCUCGAGGGGAAAAAGAAAAAGCUCAAGGCAAAACUAGUGAUGUUGGAAGGUUUGUGAUCAUAAGGGAGAAAGCAAUACAGAAAUCUUCAAAGGUAAAGAAUGUGACCUCAUAUGAAAAACAACUUUAUGGAAGAUGACAGGAGGUCAAUAUUUGUACCGUAAAGAGUCAAGGAAAGAAAAACCCAACGAUUAUUGAAAACUUAUAAUUAAGCCUCACAGAAGCAUCAACAGUAUCCAGAUGGGAGAGGGUUGAAACAGGACUAGGCAAUGAAAUACUUCAGUGGUUUCUAAGUAAAUGUUUAUAAAUGAAACUAGGGGUCAUACAUAUACACAUACAAACACACACACAAAUCUCAACAUAAGUGCACUUUUUAAUCACAGAUCUCAGUAGGGACACUGGGGGAAACCAAUGCCUUUGUUGGAAAAUCAAGCCCAUGAAGCCUGAAGAAAAUACUGGGAAAAGCAGUGAGUGAAAAUAAACUUUGACUGCAGAGAAGCUGGGGUAUCAAAAGGACUUUUUAUUGAUUCAAACUCUGUCAGUAAACCUUAGGGGAGAAAAAAAGCACAAUUAUUGUACACAGAAACUGAUUUUCUCUAAUAUCUCAACACCAAAUAUGCACUUUCAGUGUGCAUGAUGACUUCCUGGGGGAAAAAGGCAGAAAACAGGAAGCAGUCAACAAAGAGUCAACAAAGAACUAACUGAGAGUUUGGAGACGAUACCAAGCAGUCUUUAAGGGGAAAAUGUUGGGAGUGCCCUGGAUAUUGUACUGAAUUUGGACCCAAGAAUUCUUUCUGGGAUGGAUGCUUCAGCUCACGGAGGGAAGGAAAGAAAGUUCCAUUAUCAUGUCAAAGUGCCAACUGAAGACAAAUUUGACAGUAUGAAUCUUAAUGUUAAAAUUGACACUUCCUGGGUCUUCGAGGAUGCAGAAGAUGCUGAUGAUGCAUAUGGUGGUCUUUCUGAAGAAGGAGCAAAGAGCAGUGAAGAAGAUGCUGGAAAUCUUAGAAAACAGCUAGAAACAUCAGAGCAAAGGCUCAGAACAGCUGUUGAGAAGCAUGUGAGGUCAGAGUCUCAGCUUAGAAACAGGAUUGAAGAGUUGGAGCUGUCAGAGCAGAAGCUUCUCCAAAGGGUUGAUCGGCUGAAUGCCCAAGUGUACCAUGAAGAAAAUGCCUAUCUUCAAGCUAAAGAGAAACUGGAGGAGAUUCAGGAAGAACUGACAGAUCUGGUUGAAGAAACUGAAAGAGCUCAGAGGGUACAAAGAGAAAAACUUCAGCAGUUUCAGGACCAGUUGCGCAGGAAAGAUGAAGAACUGCAGAGCCUGCUUGCAUCCUUUGAGCAUUAUAAGCAGCACCAAAGGCAACAAAUGGCCAUGGUGAGAGAGCGGGAAGGCUUCCUCAAGGGCCAGGUGCUUCGACUGGAGGAGGAAGCCCAGCACCUGCGCGAGGCCACAGCUUCCUUGAUGACUAAGCUUGAAGCAGGGGGAAACCAAGACUUGGAUUCCCAGGUAGAGGUCCCGUUGGAAAAGAGCAGAUCAGAGCCUUGGAGCACUGGGGAAGAUCUGGCUGAGCUCCGGGCUUUCUUAGAAGUGGGUGAGCUUCAGGCUCGGAGACAAGUGGCCGCUCUGCAGCAAAGCCUGACGGCACUGCUUGCUAAAGAGGAGAGCAACAACCGAGAGAAGGAGGAAAUCCUGCGUCAGCUCCAGGAGCACCGGGACACAGUGCUCCACCUGCUCGUGAACAAGAUGGAGGAUUCCCGAGGUCAGGGGUCAGAGCGGCCAAGGGAGGAGCUCAAAGAGCAAAAUACCAGCCUGCAAGAUGAGCUAGGAGCCAAGGUAUUAAAUGAGGCCAAGCAUGGCACCCCUCCCAAGGACAGUGCCAGCUUGGAAGCUCAAGACUUGACUAAAACCAAAGACUUUGAACUUCUGUUCUCUACAGCAUCACAGGCACAGAGCAAGCCCUCAUUUGUUCAGGAUGAAUUACUACCCCUCAAGUGGGAGGCAGCUCUUGAUCCCAGUAGAAGCAAAGCCUGUCAAACGUCAUUUGUCCCCGAAAAUGCCAAGGGAUCUGGUGCUGCUACAGGGCUGCCAGCUGAGCAAGACUGUGAUUGGGGCUCAUUUAGAGGCAUGAAAGGAUCACCAGCCUUGCCUCCCACCUUGGACAACUUGGAUGAACUUGAAGAAAUCAGGAUAUCUGACAGUGAACAGAGGAGCUCAGGGCUGUUCGCAUGUGCCCACUCAGAUCCACAGACAGUCCUUUUCUUUUUUUGUGGACCUUCUUCAGGCCAGCUUAAUGAUGAUCAUUUGUUCCCUUUUGACCAACUCAGCUUUUCAAGAGCAACUCCAGAGCUACAAAAUAAAGAGUCAUUUCCUCUCUUGGAGAAGUCCAUAAUUCCUUUGUUAAUGCCCAUGGUUGUCCCUCCUGCUCCUGGAAGUCCUACUGUUCUAGAAGAUUCUUUCCAAGAAGAACUUCCUCAGAGCCAUGUGACUCAUGGGCUCCAAUCCAUGCAUGUCCCCCAAGUCCCCAUGGAGCCAUGUUGGAAUACUAAUGAGACCCAGAACAGUAUUGAUAAUUCACAAUCUCUUUUGAGAAAUGGUAUUUCUGGAAAAGACACAGAAAUGCCUUCAAAGACUCUUGGCCAAAGAGUAGGAGCUAUAGAACUUGAAUUAGAAGAAAAGCGAGAAAAAUGGUUAAAGAGCCAGGAUAUAUUUCCACAAAAUGGAGCAAACAAAAAGGAAAUCUUAGAGUGGGACUUCAGUGAUGCAAGUAUUCUAACUAAUGAGGCAAAAUGUUCAAAACAUGAUGAAUCUUGUGAAAAUGAAAUAUUGGCUACAGACAUAGGGAACAGCAGAUAUUUUCUUAAAAUUAAUGAACUAGAGAAAGAAGUAGAGAAGCAUUUCCAAGAAAUCUUUGCUUUGGAGGAAGAAAAUGAGAGUUAUCGACAGAAAAUGAAGCAGUUAGAAGAAGAAAACUGGAGGUACUCCCAACAGUUGCAAUCCUUAGAGGUGGAGGUGAACGUUGAUACUCAUACAGCCUCAGCAGCUGCAGAUGGUGGGACAGAUGUUGAUUCCUCAGAAAUAUUAGAAGGAAGAGCUGAGAAGGAUGUUGUUGAGAGUAUUAAACUUAAAAAGGGCAGGGACAUUAGAACAAUAUUUGCUGCAGAGAGGAAAUAUGAAACUCAUUCUAAGAAACUGCCUGAUUUGAAUGAAAUUAUUCUAAAUUCUCAAUUGGCCGUGUUUUUGAACAGAUUUCCCCUAAAAACUGAAGCACGAGAAAGCAUGAAUAGGUUUUUCCAACUAAUUUCUGAUAUACAGACAGAGAAAAACCAAGUUUUCCUUGAAAUAACCAAAUUACGCAAAGAUCACGAAAUAUGCAAUAAUAAAACACAUGCUUUAGAAGAAGAAAAAGAGAGAAAUCUGAAAAGGAUAGCUGAGCUUGAACAAGAUAAGGUCAAUUUGCUAGAAAAUUUAACUCAGCUGAGAAGUGAACUAGGCCAAUACUUGCAGCUAAUUUCAGACCUUGAAGACUGCAAUGGGAAAAGUUAUGAUAAAAUUUCUGACCUGCAAGAGGAAAAUAUGACACUGAAGAAGAAGGUGGACAGUAUCCAGAAAGUGAUGGCAGAAAACAUUAGGGAAGCACAGGAAGUGACUGAGCAGGUUACACAAGAAAACCAAGAGCUCAAGGCCUUGAUAGCCGACCUUAGCCUUGGUUACAAAGAUCUAAGAAAAGAUCUAGUGCCGGGAAUACAAGACAUGAUGCAAAGCCUGAAGGAAGAAAAUGAACAGCUUCUCCACAAGAUACAUGUUAUGGAAGGGAAGAUCGCGUGGGAAACAAAGGAUAUCAAACAAAUAACCGAAGAGAAUGAGCACCUAAAGGAUCACAUCCAGAAGCUGUUGGACAAAGCAAACUUGGUAGAUCAAGGAAUUCAGGUAACUGACCCUUCAGGCCAACCAACAAGAGAUGAAAGAUUGUCUUUGGAGGAAGCAUCUGUUUUUGAUAAAGGACAAGAGCAACACCCCUUUUGCAGUGAAAUGUAUCAGUUUCACCUGGACUAUAAAAGACUGAAGCCAUUUUUAGUGAAGGAGAACCCUGAGGUUUCCACUGUCAUCCAAGACCCCUCUAAUGGGUCAGAAGACAAAAGGGUAGAUUUUGAAAAAAAGAAAAAAAGGAAGAGUUUGUCUGAAUUCCACAAUCGAGCACAUGGAUCACUAGCCAUCUCUUCCCAGCUCCAAGAUAUUGAGAACAUCGCUCCAGAAGAGUCCCAGGCCAGCAGUAAGCUUCUGCACCACCAGGUAUUAACCCUGAGGUCCCAGCUCAGAGAUCAGGCUGCCUUACACAGUGAACUUCAGGCAUCACAAAGUGAAACUCGGUGCCUUCAGGGCCAGCUGAGAGAAAAGAUUGAAGAGCUCAGAAGGAUGAAAAAUGAAGUGAACUUGGCUGUGACACCUCUCAAGGCAAAAGUGGCUUCCCUGGUCCAGAAAUGCCAGGACAGAAACAACUUGGUCACCCAGCUGGUGCAGGAACUGCACAGACAUGGAAUUGAGAACCUGCAGCUCUCACAAGCAGCAAGGGCCUUGGUGGAUGAUGUUGCUGUGGGCACCUGUGCAUCUACCUUCAUGUCUUCUGACCCCAGAGAGGCAUGCUGCCAAUCAGACACCAAGUUUGAGAACACUGCGUUUGGAAGAGAUCAAACCUGUCUCCUGAGCCCAGAUACGACCAAUCGCCUCAGUGGAUAUUUCAGUUCUAACACCUCUCCUGCUGCUGACUCUGACCCAUCACUUAGGAAAACUCAUGCUGGGUUUCCAAAUUUGCCUUCUGGAGUGAUGAAUAAUCCCAGAACCUGCCAGAUUGGAGUGGAUGUGGGUGCGGGGCUGAUUUCUGAAAGCAUUCAGCAGGAAACACUUGAGAUGUGCAGCCUCUCCACCCCUCCAACCAAUGACCUCCCUCUGCCUUCGAAAGUAAUGAGCCCAGAGAGGAUCCUAGCCUUGCAUUGGGAGCUAAGCCACAGCCGCUACACUAAUUAUCAGACUCUGGCUACCCUUUCUGAGUCAGCCCUCAGUGGUUCCAGCACACAGCCCUGUCUGGUGGAGCCAUGCCAGCCCACAGAGCCCUGUUUCCCAGAGUCUUCCGCUGGUAGCUCUUUCGAGGAACACCAACAGCGAGAGCAAGGAUGCAAAUGGAGUGACCCAUCAUGUAGUCAGACAGAAAAUCAGCAUUCAGAAACUGAGCACUGGGGCAGCAGUCCCAGAAAUACCAUUAUGAAUAACACAUGGACCUCUGGAGACCAGCCAGAUGGCUCAACCUCCACGACUACAGCAGAAAGCCAUUUGUCAAAUGGGUUGUCAGCAAGUAAUAAAGGUCUAAGUCCUUUGGGGAAAGACUCAGACGUGCUGCAGAGAGCAAGAUCCCUGGCUAUAAAGCGAGAGGCUCCUGCACCGGUUGGCUCUCUGUGCAUCAUUAAAAUUGGCCAGAGGUGUUUACUGAUUGGCUGGGAAAGGCCACUGGUGGAUGAAUUGGGCUGUAGCAACGGGACUUUUGUUGCAGGAUACCGGAUCUAUAUUGAUGGAGAGUUUCAUAAGUACCUUGUGAGUUCAGCUUGUACAAAGACCCUGCUGGAGAAUCUUGACCUCUCAGUUCCCUUUAGCAUCAGUGUGCAGACUGUGGGGACUGGUGGUUUAGUUUCAGAGAAGGUGUACGUUGAAUUUAAUCAUCACGCAAACAAAGGCACUUCAUUAUCUGGAUGCAGAAUCUCCCCUGAGGAGCAAGCUCGGGAUUGCGGCUCUCCUGAGGUGAUUGGAAGCCGAAGAUUAGACCCACCAGCAUCCUGUAAUGAUGCUCAUGUUGGAGGACCAAAGAAGAUUGGAAAAAACAGCAGCUGGACAACCAGAUUCAGAAGAUUAGGCAAGUGAAUUGAUAUUGGCUGAAAGGCCAC
Messenger RNA from Phascolarctos cinereus (koala), 7746 nucleotides. The record is from RefSeq and is a predicted model, not a curated record. Lineage: Eukaryota; Metazoa; Chordata; Mammalia; Diprotodontia; Phascolarctidae.